CGCCCGUGUAAAUGAGAAUGAGUCUGACUCUGCCCCUUUAACACCGGCAGAGCUGAAUUUUCACGACACACAACACAAAGAAAUAAAAUUGAUUUAAUAGAUCGAAAUCUAUUUCAUAUUUCUUCAUUUGCUGAUCAUCGAACAAAGUCACCAAUUACAAAUUACAAAUUAUUUAUUAUACCGAAAUUCACCCAAGUACGAGUUUCAAUUUGAGAAGCUUUUUCGCAGUCUGUCCACAGCAAAUUACGGGGCGACGACAUGGAGGCGGCCGAACUGUCAGCAGAGGUCGAAUUCCUGAAACAAUUUGUAUCUCGGAGUCGGCAAAGAAUUUGCAAAGUUGCUCGGCGGAUAGGAAACAUGGCAGAACAGGAAAAACUUGUUGGAAUAUGUCGUGAUGUUACAAAACUGCUGAAUUUGCUUGAUAACAUUUUGUCCUUUCCACUUACGAACUUCUCGACCGUCGGUCUUCAAACUACAAUUUCUAACAAGUCAAGGAACGCCUCGACUAACAACGACGGUGACCAAGGCCCGGUUGAUGGUAGAGUCAGGGUAAAUGAAAAAAUGUGCCCUUCACCAAAAGGCGAGGACGACGACCAAUUUUAUAGUGCAGAUGAAGGCGACGAAUUUUACAGUGCAGACGAAGGCGACGAAUUUUACAGUGCGGAUGAAGACGACGUUCGAAUUAUUGGCCAACCUGAUAAAUCGAACCCUCGUAACAGCGAAACAAACUUGAAUUCCGGAGCAAAGUCGGCGGAUACUCUCUCUUCCAAGAACAUGGAUCGUAAACGAGGGAAGAAAUUUGAAUGUACCAAAUGCUCAAAAACGUUCAAACUUCAGAAGUACCUUAACCGGCACGUUGUCACGCACGACUCCGACGCGAAGGUGAAAUGUGAGAUUUGCGGAAAAAUUUUGAACCACCGAUUUGCCUUGGGUGUUCACAUGAGAAGUGUUCACACUAAUCGAGGAAAACGACCCAGUUGUGAUAUUUGUCGCCGAGUAUUUUUCAGCGCUUCCAAGUUACGUGCGCACUUUAAAACCGUCCACAGCAAGAAGAAACGGUCCCAUUUCCCAUGCAGAUUUCCCCACUGUGAGAAAAUCUACCUAAGCAAAGGUAGUGUUUCGCGACAUGUAAAAAUUGAACAUGUCCAGAACCCGGUUCGACUCCUGUGCACCCUUUGCGGAAAAGAAUUUAAGAUGAAGAGUGCUCUGGAGAGUCACAUUUUCGUCCACACGACCGAGAAGCCGUACAAGUGUACCACUUGUGGGAAGGAAUUUGCUCAAAAGCAUAGCUUGAAGCGACACGAGAUGACGCACUUGGACGAAUCUAACCGAGACAUUUUCAAAUGCUCCCUUUGUCCCAGGACUUUCCUCAGUGGACUUGAUUUACAAAACCAUAUCCAGGCUAGUCAUGAAAAGCAGAAAAAAUUCAGCACGUCCUGGGAUUUGAAAAGUCACGUGGGGGAGAGUCAUUCGAACACCAGUUCUGAAGACGGAAGACGACACGCCGAGGCGAACCAGGAAUGUUACUUCUGUGGAGAGAAAUUCGUCGCUUUUGAGGAAUUAGUAAAUCAUUGUAGUCGAAUUCAUACCUUGGAAAAGUAGGAUAAUUUUGAUUUUGGAUUAAUUUUUAUAAAUCUGGUUGUUCGAGCUUAUUCUUGUAACCAAAAUAUUUUGUUUAAUUAUUUAAGCCUAUGUAAAUAUUAUAUGAUCAAGUAAUAUCCCGGUCUUCCUGAAAACCUUAGAAUUUCCAUUUAUGGAAGAUUAAUAUUAUACCGAUUUAUGUAUAGACGAAUAAAUUAUGAAAUUAUGUGACUAGAUUAUCCAACAAA
Messenger RNA from Folsomia candida, 1829 nucleotides. Its product is annotated as zinc finger protein 883. The coding region runs from base 259 to 1602 and encodes 447 amino acids. Gene Ontology annotation, biological process: regulation of DNA-templated transcription. The record is from RefSeq and is a predicted model, not a curated record. The transcript is spliced from 8 exons. NCBI's taxonomy places the organism in Eukaryota, Metazoa, Arthropoda, Collembola, Entomobryomorpha, Isotomidae. Gene Ontology annotation, molecular function: RNA polymerase II cis-regulatory region sequence-specific DNA binding; DNA-binding transcription factor activity, RNA polymerase II-specific.